Molecule: messenger RNA, 482 nt
Organism: Pygoscelis adeliae (Adelie penguin)
Lineage: Eukaryota; Metazoa; Chordata; Aves; Sphenisciformes; Spheniscidae
Gene: TP53INP2
Product: tumor protein p53 inducible nuclear protein 2
Exons: 2
Coding region: 225-482 (85 amino acids)
Biological process (GO): positive regulation of DNA-templated transcription; autophagosome assembly
Cellular component (GO): autophagosome; nucleus
Source: RefSeq, a predicted model, not a curated record
UUACAGGCCUUUGCACUGAAGCCAAGUGAAGAACCUCAGAAUUGCACUACACACCAUUUAACUCAGCUACAAUUUCGCUAGCAGCAAAGCAUCUGCGCCACCACCGAGACCUCGAGUGCUGUUUUUUUUCCCCUCCCUGCCCAUCUCUCCCUUCUCUGUGCCUGGAAGCCAGUGUUCAGCAGUAGCUCUAACUCACCGUCCGUCCCGCUGGACCACUCCACACCAUGUUUCAGCGUCUCACCAGCCUCUUCUUCAGUGACAGCAACACACCGGCAGGCCUGGAGGAGCCCAAACCCUUUGUCGAGGAGGAGGAGGAGGAGGAUGGCUGGCUCAUAAUUGAUCUUGCAGAGGGGCCCAGCCCCGGCGGCGUGGGGAGCAGCCCCAUGGAGGACCUGCUCAUCGAGCACCCCAGCAUGUCCGUCUACGUCACCAGCACCCUCGAGGUGGAUGGGGAGGGCCCUGAGGAUGAUGCUGCCAGGUGA